Messenger RNA from Toxotes jaculatrix (banded archerfish), 1596 nucleotides. RefSeq names its product high affinity cGMP-specific 3',5'-cyclic phosphodiesterase 9A. The transcript has 14 exons. Gene Ontology annotation, biological process: cGMP catabolic process. Bases 1 to 1596 code for a protein of 531 amino acids. Gene Ontology annotation, molecular function: 3',5'-cyclic-GMP phosphodiesterase activity. Lineage: Eukaryota; Metazoa; Chordata; Actinopteri; Toxotidae. The record is from RefSeq and is a predicted model, not a curated record.
AUGGCCACAAAAAUCAUCUACUUCACAGUGAACGGGAAACCAGAGCAGGCUGAGUUCCCAGUGGAUUGCCCUGCCCAGGAUGUUAAAGAUCUUUUCCGCUCUGCAGCCGAGGCUGGACCCCACGACAUCCUGAAGCUGUACAACCCCAAAGGCAACAUCAUCAACAUCUCCCCAGGUUUAAAGCCCAACAGCCCAAACUCCUGCUACAAGCUGGAGGUGGUGGCCGCUGAUUGCAACAGUGAGCCGUUAGGAUUUGACCUCUCAUCCAUGGAGAAGAGACUGCAGGGCCUGGAGAAGAAAAUCCUGAUCGAGGCUGGUGAGACCCCUGCGGUCGUGUAUGAGAUGAAGAAACAGGUGGAUUCAUUUCAGGAAAAACUAGAGAGUGUGGAGCAUCUGAGCUGGCUCGGCUUGUUUAAAGACCUGUCAGAGGGAACACACAAGCCCUCUCCGUUCUACCACAAGAGAACCCUGCGGAAAACCAGGGAUGAGUGUGAGCACGUGCGGGAAAAGUUUCUUCAAAUGAGCUCUCUGGAGGUAUCAGAAGAAGUGAGGCAGUACUUAAAGACCCCAACCUUCGAUAACUGGCAGUGGGAGGACGCAGAGAUCAUGGUGCUCCUGCAGGUCAUGUACACAGAUUUAGAUUUCAUAGCAGCUUUCAAUAUUGAGCCUGAAGUACUGCAACAGUUCCUGUUCGAAGUCUACCGAAGAUACAACAACAUCCCUUUUCACAACUUCAAACACUGCUUCUGUGUUACUCAGAUGAUGUAUGGUUUGAUCUGGCUGACCGACCUGAGGAGUAAGAUGGAUGGCAUCGACCUGCUGAUCAUGCUGACCUCUGCAGUCUGUCACGACCUUGACCACACAGGAUACAACAAUGCCUAUCAGAUAAAUGCUCGGACUGAACUUGCUCUUCGCUACAAUGACAUCUCUCCACUGGAGAACCAUCACUGUGCUGUAGCUUUUGAGAUACUGGAGAAGACAGAGAGCAACAUCUUCAGAAAUCUGUCCAUGGAUCAAUACAAACGGAUAAGAGAAGGAAUCAUCAAAUGCAUUCUGGCCACUGACAUGACAAGACACAGUGAGAUUCUCAACAAGUUCAAGUCCAUCCUGCCUGCUUUUGACUUCACCAACAAGGACCACAAAGAUGUGCUGAUGAUGAUCCUGAUCAAAGUGAGCGAUAUAUCCAAUGAGGCACGGCCCAUGGAGGUGGCUGAGCCCUGGCUGGACUGUCUCCUACAGGAAUUCUACAACCAGAGUGAUGUAGAGAAGCUCGAGGGUCUCCCAGUCACCCCCUUCAUGGAUCGGGACAAAGUAACAAAACCUUCAUCUCAAACAGGCUUCAUCAGAUUUGUCCUUCUGCCUCUCUUCAUUGAACUGGCCAACCUCUUCCCCUGCCUGGAGCAACACAUUAUUGACCCGGUCCGGAAGGCUCUGGACUACUACACAGAGAUGGAGAAAGCCCUGGAGAGGGAGAAACAGAAACGAGCUCAGAGUGAGAAUGCAGCCAAGAGCAAGGAAGCGGCUGGGGGCCCACACAGCACAGCUGACGGCCACACAGAGGCCGGACCCGGAGCCUCGAAACCGGACACACAGUGA